Protopolystoma xenopodis is the source of this 222-nucleotide messenger RNA. Lineage: Eukaryota; Metazoa; Platyhelminthes; Monogenea; Polystomatidea; Polystomatidae. The record is from the annotation of a GenBank genome assembly.
AUGGGCAACACAGCUCUGCAUAUGGCGGCAGUGGCUGGGCUGCAGGAGACGGUGAUGAUUCUCAUCGAGAAAGGCGCAAAGCUGGAGCACCGAAAUCGAGUAAGUUUUAGUUUGGCUCUUUAUGGCUUGUGCUGGUCCAACUUCAGGACAGGAUUGGGAUUUGGCCGCUGGGUCGUGCUUUGUGCCGAUUGGCGUCCAAUCGUGGAUUCUGGGACUUGGUGA